This is a messenger RNA of Myxocyprinus asiaticus (Chinese sucker), 4116 nucleotides long. Its product is annotated as signal peptide peptidase-like 3. Gene Ontology annotation, molecular function: aspartic endopeptidase activity, intramembrane cleaving. The record is from RefSeq and is a predicted model, not a curated record. Gene Ontology annotation, cellular component: cytoplasmic side of endoplasmic reticulum membrane; lumenal side of endoplasmic reticulum membrane; Golgi-associated vesicle membrane. Lineage: Eukaryota; Metazoa; Chordata; Actinopteri; Cypriniformes; Catostomidae. The transcript has 10 exons. Gene Ontology annotation, biological process: membrane protein proteolysis. The coding region runs from base 420 to 1577 and encodes 385 amino acids.
GCAAAGACGUGCACGCGCAUUUCUUUCUCCAGUGCGUUCGCCAUAGAAAACAAAGCUAUCUGUGCGCUUCCAAUACAGCUAACGGGGCAAACACAGCACAGCGCUCUCUCUCUCUCUCUCUGCCUGCAUGUACACCCAAGAUGGGUUUGCAGCUCAUCUGAGGGCCUUUGAUCGCGGGCCUGUUUUGACAGUCAGCUGAAGUUGUUUUUUCCCGGACCGCUUUUGUUUCUUAGCCACGGCGAGCAGCAAAGCCACAAUCAUUGUCCUUUCUGCUGCGAGCUGCCGAGGGGAAACACAUCGCCAUGUUGUUAUCGGAGCGGGCUCAUUAAAGAAGGCGAAACCGUGAGCGUGUGGAGGAGAUAAUCUCGUCGUUUGAGCCGAACCGAACCUGAGUCCUCAACCGUCGCCUGCCUCACUGAAUGACUGACAUGGCGGAGCAGAGCUACUCCUGGGCAUACUCCCUGGUCGACUCCAGCCAGGUGUCAACCUUCCUCAUCUCCAUCCUCCUCAUCGUGUAUGGCAGCUUCAGGUCAUUAAAUAUGGACUGUGAGAACCAGGAAAAGGACAAGGAUGGCAACCCAACCAACACUGGAUCCUUCAACAAUGGCAACUCCAACAACAGUAUUCAGACCAUAGACUCAACACAGGCAUUGUUCCUGCCCAUCGGGGCCUCUGUGUCUCUGCUCGUCAUGUUUUUCUUCUUCGACUCAGUUCAGGUGGUGUUCACCAUAUGCACUGCAGUUCUAGCGACCAUUGCGUUUGCAUUCCUUCUGCUGCCGAUGUGUCAGUAUCUGACCAGACCCUGCUCUCCACAGAACAAGAUUUCGUUCGGCUGCUGUGGCCGCUUCACAUUGGCGGAGCUGCUCUCCUUCUCACUGUCUGUCAUGCUGGUUCUCAUAUGGGUGCUGACGGGGCACUGGCUGCUCAUGGAUGCUCUUGCCAUGGGUCUCUGUGUGGCCAUGAUUGCCUUUGUGCGGCUGCCUAGUCUCAAGGUGUCGUGCCUGCUGCUGUCAGGCCUGCUCAUCUAUGAUGUUUUCUGGGUCUUCUUCUCCGCCUACAUCUUCAACAGCAAUGUGAUGGUAAAGGUGGCCACACAGCCUGCUGACAACCCCCUCGACGUUCUCUCGCGCAAACUGCAUCUGGGACCCGGCAUGGGACGGGACGUCCCGCGGCUCUCUCUGCCCGGCAAGCUGGUAUUCCCAAGCUCCACCGGCAGCCACUUCUCCAUGCUGGGCAUCGGCGACAUCGUCAUGCCGGGACUGCUGCUGUGUUUCGUGCUCCGAUAUGACAACUAUAAGAAACAGGCUACAGGAGAAGUUCCCGGCACUGCCAACAUGUCCGGUCGCAUGCAGCGGGUUUCCUACUUCCACUGCACCCUCAUUGGUUACUUUGUUGGUCUGCUGACAGCGACCGUGGCCUCUCGUAUUCACCGUGCAGCUCAGCCUGCCCUCCUGUACCUGGUGCCCUUCACCCUGCUACCUCUGCUCACCAUGGCCUACCUGAAGGGGGACCUACGGCGCAUGUGGUCCGAGCCCUUCCACGCCAAGGCCAGCAGCUCACGUUUCCUGGAGGUAUGAUGCUGCUCCAACCAGCACAGAUUCCGCGCCCUAACCACCUACCAGAGAGAGAGUUCGGAAGAGAGGAACUAAACUCGUCAUCCCUCAUUCCUGUUGUCAUCAGCCAGCCAGCGGAUGAACAGCCGUAUGCGGACUUCACUGCCAGAAGGAUUGAAGCGCUCCAAACGUCUCUAUAUUCCUCAUUCCUUACGUUCUAUAAAUCCUGUGUCCUGAUCCACAACUGGCAAUUCAAAUCCUGUCUUUUUCCUCUACCUCUUUUCUUUCUCAGCUCCAUUCUAUCUUCAAGCUCGUCACUACAUCUUUCUUAAAGGAACAUUUCACCCAAAAAAUUUUAUUCUGUCUUCUGUCAACCCGUAUUAGGUUUGGAACAACGUGAGGUUGAGUAAAUGAUGGCAGAAUGUUAAUUUAUGAGUGAACUAUCCCUUUAAACUCUCUCUUUUCCUUCUUUGCCCAUCACCGCUUCCAUCCUACAGAACUUAACCACACUUUACCGGAUCGGUUGUUUUUGGAUGUGACCGGAGCCUCUUUGAGCUCCAAAUGUGUUUCCAUUUUUACCGUUCGGCACCAUUAUGGAUUUACAGACUGAGAUGUUUUUUGUUUUUUACUUGUCUAAACGAACCGUGGACGAGGAACGUCGAUUCCGCCACAACUGUGGGAUGACGAUUACCCUAUAAGGGACCAGCACACAGUAGAGGACAGCGAUAUAUUUUCCCCUUUACUUCUUUCUCCCUUUCUCUUUCCCCUUCUGAUAAAUCCCCCACCCCGCAUCCAUCCCUGUCCCUCCCCCCCAACAACCUCCCCACCUCCUUUGCAGAUAUAUGUAUUUUAUUUAGAAAGAUUUUAUUCUUGGCAUUUACAGAAAUUAUGCAUUAUAAAUUGUGGGGGCCUACAGCUCUAUGUAUAUAUGUGUAUACAUGUAUUAGGUUUAUCAUGUUGAGGUGCAAGUGUGCGUGAGUGUGUGAAUGAGGGCAGCAAUGUGUGUUUAAAGAGGAACUAUGUCAUUUUUCAUUGCUUUUAGAUCUCGAUGGAGUCUUAGCCAAAUGAAAUGACAGGCACAUGAUGGGAAAUGUUUUUGUUUGGUUCUUUCAGUCCACUUAGGUCACUUUUUUGCCUAAUGUACACAUCCUUUUCCAUAAGACACAGUGGGAGGGCUCAGUGGUUCAAAAUGUGUGUACAGCUUGACCAUAUAAGAGAAGUGUUUGUGUGUGUUUGAUUGUGGUUGUGUAGAUGUAUGAAUGGGGUCUUGAUGGGCUGUUAACAGGACAGUUCAUCCAAAAUGAAAAUCAUAUACUCCACAUCAUGUUGUUCCAAACCCAUAUGAAUUUCUUUCUUCUGUGGAACACAAAAGGAGAUGUUUGACUGAAUGUUUGUCAUGGUCACUUUCGCUUUUAUUGCAAUUUUUUUUCAUAUGUGACUUGAGACUAAUGUUCUCUUUUUGUGUUCAGCAGAAGAAAAAUGGCCUGUCUUAUUUUACUCUAAUAUCAAAAGAAACAAAUAAGAAAAUAUAUUUUGCAGAUAGAAAAUGAAGCCUGUUUUUAGGGCCUUUAAGAUUUUUUUUUUGUGAUGUAUGACAUUAUUUCCAUGAUGAUUGCGCUCAUUUUAGCCCCAAAAAGAUGGUCAUUUAUGAUAUUCCCGUUACCGCAACAUGAAAAACUGUGUUUAUAUAUCAUAGUAGUACUCCCUUGUAAUGCCUUUCAUUUUCACUGAUUUUCACUUUUUAAAAAUCAUCUUUUUUACUGAAAUACAAUAAAAAAUGUCUGUUACAGUAAUGAGAUUAAUCAUUACCGUUGGGAAUAGUAAAAGUAAUUAUCCAAACGCAUUGCGGUGUUAAAAAAAUUUGGGGGUAAAAUGUGCUCAUGUGUCCUGAAAAUAAUGUCACAGUGCAAAAAAUCUUAAUGAUCCUUAUUUUCUUUAUGCAAAGUAUAAUUUCAAUAUUUUUUUUUUAUGAUUUGGGGUUAAAUAUGUCUUGACUGGUUUUGUGAGAAUCAUCCAGUAAAUGAUGACAGAAGUGUAAUUUUUUUUUGGGGGGGGUGGCACAGUGUUGUAGAAAAUAAUGCAUUUUGCUGGCUCAGUCUGUAGAGGUUUGCUUCUUUUCUUUUUUUUACCUGUUACCUGGUUUUUAAUCUGUUAGUCGUCUGGCCUUGCAUGUCAAUUGUACAGCCUGUCAUUCUUCAAAGCUGCGUUUCCAGGGCAACCGCGAUUGUGCGACACUCUAAAACUCUGAGACACAGACGCAGUGUUGUGAACGAAGAGUCGCACAAGAGAAUUAAUAUAACGGGAGAGAGAGGCAGAGGGGCAAGGAGACUGGACCGCUUUUAGACAAACACUGGCAACAUGUUGCCUGAAUAUUCAGUAUAAACGUUUGCCUGUUGGCAGUGGGAUACAGUUAACCUGCAUCAUGGACAUCUUGGCAACAAACCUACACCCUGUCCCUCUGCCACCCUUAUAGACAUUACAAGGAAAAAAAAAAGAGAACAAUAUAAAUGACGAUCAUAGUGAUUGCAUUGAAAAUAAACAAAUGUUUGUUGUUUUUAUGGAA